Rubroshorea leprosula is the source of this 1958-nucleotide messenger RNA. The record is from the annotation of a GenBank genome assembly. Lineage: Eukaryota; Viridiplantae; Streptophyta; Magnoliopsida; Malvales; Dipterocarpaceae.
AUUUGCUUUAAAUUAAACGUAAAGCUUGAGUCUUUCCAAAAAUCUGUUGUUAGGGAAAGGCAAAGGCGACGCCUUUCUUCUUUUUUCCUAACAAUAAGAUUCUUGGAAAUUUCUUCUGGGUCUUUGUUUUGGAGGGUAGGCAAGUUUCGAUCUUACCCAUUUGCUGUUCCUCUCUAGUGAUCUCUGUACUGAAGUUCAAUCACGACAAUGUUAACUUGGGUGAGAGGUGGAGGGUGGGAUUGAUCGUGGUGGUGGAAAUUUGAUCAUAUCAACAGAAGACUCCCUUCUGAGUUCAUUGAGCUGAAAGAACGGACAAAAAUAAAUGGGAUGCAAUUUUACGUAAUUGGGUCUGAAUUGCGGUGGUUCCAAAUGGGUUAACAGUUCUGUUUUGUUUAGUUGUGUAACUUGUGCAAGGGAUCUCGAUUUGCUGAUAAUAACAAAUAACUGGUAUUUUUCCAUUUCUGUUUCUAAUAAUGGAUGAUUGGGGAUGUUAACUGUUAUGACAUGUAAAGGGAAAUUUCUUUGCAGUUUCUUUCUUGUUUGUGGGCUGAAGUCUGAAUGUGUGAAUUUAGCAUGUAUUUCUUGUGGUUUUCAUUUCCUUUCAGAUAGAGAUGGGGAUAUAUCUCAGCACCCCUAAGACCGAGAAGUUCUCAGAGGAUGGUGAAAAUGAUAGGCUUAGAUAUGGUCUAUCAUCCAUGCAAGGAUGGCGUGCAACCAUGGAAGAUGCUCAUGCUGCAUAUCCUGAUCUGGAUGCAAGUACUGCUUUCUUUGGUGUAUAUGAUGGUCAUGGAGGCAGGGUUGUUGCAAAGUUUUGUGCAAAGUAUCUUCACCAGCAGGUUCUCAAGCAUGAAGCAUAUGCCGCUGGAGAUAUUGGAACAUCACUUCAGAAAGCAUUUUUCAGAAUGGAUGAGAUGAUGCGUGGACAACGAGGAUGGAGGGAACUAGCUGUUUUGGGUGAUAAAAUAAACAAGUUUACUGGCAUGAUAGAAGGGUUGAUUUGGUCUCCAAGGGGUGGUGAUGGUAGUAACCAAGUUGAUGAUUGGGCCUUUGAGGAGGGCCCUCAUUCUGAUUUUUCUGGACCUAAUUCUGGAAGCACAGCCUGUGUUGCAAUUAUCAGACCCAACCAACUUAUUGUGGCAAAUGCUGGUGAUUCUCGCUGUGUGAUAUCCAGGAAGGGUCAGGCAUUCAAUAUGUCUAGAGACCAUAAGCCUGAUCUUGAGACUGAGAAAGAAAGAAUUUUAAAAGCUGGUGGCUUUAUACAUGCAGGACGAGUCAAUGGCAGUUUAAAUCUUGCACGUGCUAUAGGUGACAUGGAGUUCAAGCAGAAUAAAUUUUUGCCUGUUGAAAAGCAAAUUGUCACUGCAAAUCCAGAUAUAAACACUGUUGAGCUCUGUGAUGAUGAUGAUUUUAUGGUUCUGGCAUGUGAUGGAAUCUGGGAUUGCAUGUCAAGCCAGCAACUGGUGGAUUUUAUUCAUGAGCAACUAGCCUUGGAAAGCAAACUUUCUGUUGUGUGUGAGAGAGUACUUGACAAGUGCUUGGCACCAUCAACAGUUGGUGGUGAGGGAUGCGACAACAUGACUAUGAUCUUGGUGCAGUUCAAGAAGCCAAUACAGUCUACUAUUUCUGCAGCUGAGCAAACCUCAAGUUCCAAUUCUGUAGCCCUUGAAUCAGAAUCAGAGGAAAGUAAACCAGAGUAGACAAUGGAAGUUUCACAUCCAUGCGGCAUAGUCUACCUGUUGAACAAAGAUUAUAAGGUCCUCUAUGGUGUUGAUGGUAUUAGAAGGUAUAGUACACAAAUGACUGGAUGACAUGUUAAGAAAGAACUCUUGUAUGUUUGAUUUUUCAAGUUUUGAUUGAGGAUGGCGUUUUUAAGGUUAGCAAGUCUUAAUAACGUGUACAGAUUGAAUCUCUACCAUAAUUUCUGCUUUUAUCUAUUCGGUCUCCACUGAUUCUAUAUU